UUUCUGAACUUAUCAGACGUCGGACGCGUUCUGAGCGCUUGAUCUGUUCUCGUGGGACUUUCGUCGAUUUUUCCCAGCAAAAGGAAGAACGAGGAAAAAGCACGUGUGUUUGUGUGAUUCAGCGUAUCGCGGGUUUUUCUUUAAUUGAUAUUUCAUUGCCUAGUUAGAAAGUGGGUGCUGUCAAGACAUCAGUUGCUGAUACGCCGCACAGUGUGACGCCUUAAAAUACCCGCAGUGAAAUGUUAAUAUUAGAAUCAAACUUGUUUCGUGUAUCGCAUCAAUUGCAAUUCAAAUCAAUCAUCACUUCGACAGGACGGCGUUGAAAGUAUUAAUCGAGGAAGAACAAAUUCAAUAUCGAAUUAUUUUCCCUCUAAUUGACACUGAGCCAAAAAGAAGCAAGAGCGCGCGACUUUAGGACACUUCAAUUCCGUCAGUGCAAUAAACUGUGUGUCGUUUUCGCGGUGAGAGUGUCAAAGAAGAACAUGCUUUAACAUUCCAGAGAGAGAGAGAGCUUUUCCUCCAGUUUAAGUGGAUCCGCGUGUUUUCCCACCAUAAUUUCACCUCCUCCUUAUCGACCCUUUCAAUCUUUAGUGCUUCCCGCGUUUUUCUCCGUCACACUUCGCCCCAGAUUGACGACAGGAAGUGGUGAGCAGCGAUGUCUGUGUGGACAACGAGUAGUGCCGGUCUGGACACAGUUCUUGCCACAACAUUGGGCACAUCGAGUCACAGCAUCACGCGCCAUCACAACAAUCUCAACCUCAAGCCGUCCAACUCCUCGCACCACCUCAACUUCCAGAACUACCACCAGACGCAGCAGCAGCAGGCGCAGCCCCAGCAGCCCAGCACCGGCAGCGGCAGCGGCUCCGUGUCCGGCUCCUCGCCCGGCGGCCACUGCAACCCCAGCUUCAGCUACCCCAUCGCGCCGCCCACGUACUGGAAGCAGCCCAACUUCGCCAGCGGCGCCAACAACCACAGCGCCAAGAGACGCUCGAUCGGGAUGUCGCAGUCCGGCGAGGAUCUCCACUCACCCAGCUACCUGUCCUGGCGCAAGCUGCAGCUCAGCCGCGCCAAGCUCAAGGCGUCCAGCAAGACGUCCGCCCUGCUCUCGGGCUUCGCCAUGGUCGCAAUGGUGGAAGUGCAGCUGAACAGUGAUACGCAGGUUCCCGUCGGCAUGCUGAUAGCCUUCGCCAUCUGCACGACGCUCCUGGUGGCCGUGCACAUGCUGGCCCUCAUGAUCAGCACCUGCAUCCUGCCCAACAUUGAGACUGUGUGCAAUCUGCACAGCAUCUCGCUGGUGCACGAGUCGCCGCACGAGCGGCUGCACUGGUACAUCGAGACGGCGUGGGCGUUCUCCACGCUGCUCGGCCUCAUUCUCUUCCUGCUCGAGAUCGCCAUCCUGUGCUGGGUGAAGUUCUACGAUCUGAGCCAGGCGGCCGCGUGGUCGGCCUGCAUCGUGCUCAUUCCCGUCCUCGUGGUCUUCCUGGCCUUCGCCAUCCACUUCUAUCGCUCCCUCAUGACGCACAAGUACGAGGUGACGGUGUCGGGCAUUCGGGAGCUGGAGAUUCUCAAGGAGCAGAUGGAGCACGACCACCUGGAGCACCAUCGCAGCGUGAACAACGGACUCCACUACAACAGCGCCUCGGCGGAGAUCGUCUAGCGGCCACGAGUGGAAAUCUCUCCUUCGAAAUUGUGAUUUGAGCUUGAGAGCGCUAAACCAGCAAGACGAAAAGGCAUAAAGACACUUUUUCCGUGUGAAUGUGAUCUGAGAGAUCUAUAGCGACAUAUUUUUUUAUAUAUAAUAUUCUUCUUUCCAAACAUUACUCUAUUCUCAUUUUAUAUAUAUUUAACAAAGAUCGGUUCCUCGUUUUCCCGCGUUUCAUCAUGUUUUUAUCUCUAUAAUUAAGCGAUUGCCUAGUAUUAAGGUGUACUUAUUGCGCUAAAACGUGAAAAAAGUUCACACUUUGUCUUCCCGACACUCCCGUGAAAAUCCCCUCAGCGGGAUGCAUCGUCAAAUCAUGAGCAAUGAUGUACACGCAAGUGUUUUUUUUUGUAUGGAAAACAUUAUGUAAAUAGAUUUACAAUGGACAAAAUAAAUAAUAAUUUAACAGA
This is a messenger RNA of Phlebotomus argentipes, 2109 nucleotides long. It is a transcript of the gene Orai, whose product is annotated as calcium release-activated calcium channel protein 1. Gene Ontology annotation, cellular component: membrane. Lineage: Eukaryota; Metazoa; Arthropoda; Insecta; Diptera; Psychodidae. The coding region runs from base 656 to 1657 and encodes 333 amino acids. The transcript is spliced from 4 exons. The record is from RefSeq and is a predicted model, not a curated record. Gene Ontology annotation, biological process: store-operated calcium entry. Gene Ontology annotation, molecular function: store-operated calcium channel activity.